CACCCCCGCAUCCUGUGACAACCGUGUCCACAGCCAACUCGGUAUCGACCCCGCAUCUGCAGCAGCCGUUUACAUUGCUGGGCCAGAGCCCAAAUGUUCACCAGCCCCGACUACAGCAUGCUGCUCUACCAGCAGCCAAUGUCGUCAGCUGAUCGCUCAAUGACAGUAACCGCCGCCCUUGCAAGCAGCACGAGCGUCAGCCCAAUCGCGCAGCAUGCAUUGGCACCUGCGGCCAGUCACCAGUACCAGAUGCACGGGCAGCUGGAUGGCCAGAUGCGGUACAUGGCAGUGCCCAGCCAGCAGCACCAGCACAUGCAGCACCAGCAGCCCUCGAGCCUGCCCAAGCCCAUUGCACCAAUGCAUAUGGACCGCUUCCGCCAGCCAUCGCAGUCCGGACUGGCCCCAAUGCAGCAGUACAACCCCCAGCAGCACUAUUUCCAUCCGGUCAGCGCCAGUGGUCAGAUGUCCGGAAUGGGGCUUCCUAAUACAAUGCGCCAGGGCAGCUACCCGGGGAUCCACGCUUCCACAGGUGCACAUCUCCCGAGUGGGCAGCAGUCCGUCGCACAGGUCGCCGCUGCAGUGGCUGCCGCGGCUGCCGCGCACACGAUCCCUAUUCCGAAUACGGGCACCGCCGGCCGUCUGGGGAUCAGCGUUGGGAUGGAACACCAGGGUGGCAUUCCUGACAUCAAGUUCUCAGCCAUGGACAUGCAGUCUGUCGCCAGCGAGCAGCCAAUGCCAGACUAUCUGGAGGAUUACACGCAGAGCUACAUGGUCGGCGGUCCCUCGAUUCUUGAGGCCAGCUCGGCCUCGCCCACGGAACAGACGCUGGACCUGGACCUGGUAUCUCGGCUGGACGAGUUGUUUAUGAAGUAUCUAGAACAGAUCUGCUCCAACAACAUCACGGUCGAUUCGGAAGGAGAAUCAAUGUAAGUUUGUGCUGCCGGCUGAGCUCUCACAUGCCAACCGUUUAACAGCCCUCCUGUGCGUCUGUUUGCUCCGCACAGCACUCGCCCAAAAAACCUGCCCUAUGCGGCCCAAUGACGCUCUGCCGCUCUAUGUGCUCCAUUUCCAUCCUCGUGCCCCAACUUCCAAAUCUUGCUUUUCACACGCACACUCA
Molecule: messenger RNA, 1117 nt
Organism: Linderina pennispora
Lineage: Eukaryota; Fungi; Kickxellomycota; Kickxellomycetes; Kickxellales; Kickxellaceae
Exons: 3
Coding region: 94-930 (278 amino acids)
Source: RefSeq, a predicted model, not a curated record